This is a messenger RNA of Colletotrichum navitas, 1455 nucleotides long. Its product is annotated as FAD dependent oxidoreductase. Bases 1 to 1455 code for a protein of 484 amino acids. Lineage: Eukaryota; Fungi; Ascomycota; Sordariomycetes; Glomerellales; Glomerellaceae. The transcript has a single exon. Gene Ontology annotation, molecular function: L-pipecolate oxidase activity; flavin adenine dinucleotide binding; sarcosine oxidase activity. The record is from RefSeq and is a predicted model, not a curated record.
AUGUCCCCCGACCAAGCAGCGGCUGCGGAGGAGCCCGCGCCCUCCUCCAUCCUCAUCAUCGGCUCCGGCGUCUUCGGCCUCACGACGGCGUACGAGCUCGCCCAGCGCCCGCGCUACGCGUCCACGACCAUCACCGUCCUCGACCGCUCCCCCGUCCCCGGCCCCAGCGAGGACGCCGCCUCGGUCGACUCCUCCCGCAUCAUCCGCGCAGACUACGCCGACCCAGCCUACGCCCGCCUCGCCGCCGAGGCCCAGACCGAAUGGCGCAAGACCGAGCACCCCUCUGACCUCGGCGCCGAGGGCCGCUACAGCCAGUCCGGCCUCUGUCUCGUCGCCGACCCGACCCCGCUGGCCGCCUCCUCGCCGCCGCGGACCGUCAACACCAACGCCCAGGCCAAGCGCAAGGCCAAGAAGACGUCCCUCGAGUACGUCCGCGAAAGCUACAGCAACGUCGUCUCCCUCGCGGGCGCCGACGGCGACAAGAUCAUCAGGGAGCUGCCCACGCCCGCCGCCAUCAAGGACUUCCUCGGGACCCCCAUCGCGCCGGGGACCUGGGGCUACAUCAACCCCCUCGCCGGCUGGGCCGACGCCGGCGCCGCCAUGUCGUACCUCGCCGCCAAGGUCCAGGCUCUUGGCCGCGUCAACUUUGUGUCAGGCACCGCAACCCACCUGAACUACGGCCCCGAUAGGAGGACAGUCACUGGCGCGACGCUCGACAACGGCGAUGUCCUCUCGGCCGACCUCGUCGUCGUCGCUGCCGGCGCCUGGACGGGCCGGCUCAUCGACCUAUCUGGGCAGGCCAUCGCCACGGGCCAGGCGGUGGGCUACAUCGACAUCACCCCGUCGGAGCUCGAGGUUCUCCGGAAGAUGCCCGUGACCCUCAACUUCAGCACCGGCCUCUUCAUGAUCCCCCCGGCCGGCCUCCAGCUCAAGGUUGCCCGCCACGCCUUCGGCUACCUGAACCCGACGCCCAUCCCCCAUCCCUCACCGUCGGCCCCCUCCUCAGCCGGGUCCACCGUCUCCCUCCCCGCCACGCACCUUACGGACCCCAGGCUUAAGUUCCCCAAGGAGGGCGAGGACGCCCUGCGCGAGGCUGUCCGCACCAUCGUGCCCAUCCCCGCCAUCCACAACCGCCCCUUCGCCCAGACCCGGCUGUGCUGGUACACAGACACCCAGUCUGGAGACUUCCUUGUCUGCCACCACCCAGAGGCCAAAAACCUCUUCGUCGCUACGGGCGGCAGUGGCCACGGCUUCAAGUUCCUACCCGUGCUAGGUCGCGAGAUCGUCAACGUGCUCGAGGGGCGCGGUGACAAGGUCUUCACCGAGAAGUGGCGGUGGAGGGAGACCAAAACCAAGACGGGCGUGACUGAUCUGUACGAGCACAUCAUGACCGAGGAUGGCAGCAGAGGUGGCAUCCCUGGCCUGUUGCUGAAGCAAGAGCAAGCCAAGUUGUAG